CGGCGAGGGCGGCGUGCGCGUCAGCCGGAAGCGCGGGUGCCGUUUCCGGUGCGGCGGCCGGUGAGGGCGCUGGGUCGGCGCCGAUUGAGCCAACAGACCAUCACCAAAGCACAGAAGAAGCUCGUGAACGUUAUUUCCAUACGUCAGGGCCAGUGUCGUAUUUCCCGUGGCUUGCUUUUGCAUCUGGCAGAGCUUUGUCACACAACAAGAGGAAGCCAUGGUGUGCAUUCCUUGUAUUGUCAUUCCGGUUCUCCUCUGGGUCUACAAGAAAUUCCUUGAACCGUAUAUUUAUCCUGUUAUCGCACCUUUCAUUAAGCGUGUAUGGCCCAAGAAAGCCGUGCAAGAAACAACAGCCACAAAACAAGGUCAAGGAGGCAGCGCGGGAAAUCCAUGGGCACCUUCAGCCACAAAAAGAGAUCAGGAGGAUGAAUCUGGAAUUUAUAAAUUUGAAAGCAAUGGCAUUGCAAAUGGAAUUGCCGCAAAGAGAUCCACAGAAAUUUCUGACAAGAAAACGGAUUAAAGGAAUUCAUUCAUAAGGAUUUUAUUCCCUUGUGUCCAAUAUGAACUGGUGAUAUUUCUCUCAUUUUGAGACUUUUUUUCUUUGCACAUUUUAGCUGAAUAAAACCCCUUACCACUUACAGGAGAGGGUCUCUUUUGCCACUAACACGGCAGCUAGCACAUUUCUUAAUUUGUUUGAAAACUGAAGUUCUUUAUUUUCCUCACUGGAGCUACUUUUCAUCUAUAAUCUGUUUGGUGUGAUUAGCAUUUAGGUUAAAUAACUUAUGAAUAAAUCUAGCUUUGGAAGGUAACUGUAUCUUAGCAUCUUAGUUUCACUAACUGCUAGUGCAAUACUUCAGGCUUUCACCUUAAAAACUAUAGCUGUUCUUGACCUUGCUAAAGAACUAUGAAUUGCAUUGUGGCAACAUAAGCGUCAUGGUUAAAUUAUGAAGAGUUUAGGUUUUUCCUGUCAAAUCUGUGGAUGAGCUAAAGGAGUUAUGCUAUAUGCAAAAUUUACUUAGCUUACUAAAAGCAGAAAUUCUUGAUUUGGUACUUCCAUUAAUUAUUUACCUUGAAACAUUGUGCCUUUCUUUCCUGAAGAGGAGCAGCAGGGGCAUGAUGCAAGAGAAUUGUUGCUUUAUAUUUGGUUGCAGUGGUUUAAAAUGGUGCCGUUCUGUCUUUAAAAGAAAAAAAAAAAUCCAACUAAAAUCUCUUUAACAUGUUUGUUAGGAAUUUCAGUUAUAAUAAACCAGGAUUUUAUUUAAAAAUCAGUUGCUUCAUACAAUUGUUCUUAGGCUUCUGAGCUGUAAACAUCCAAAGUGGUAACAAAAUCUUUGCAAACCUGUAGACACGCCCCAGGCAGAAGGAGGUCUUAAAACUACUGACUUCACCAUAAAGAAAGUGAACUUGACAAGUCCGGCUUUGCCUCCUCCUGGGAAGAUGCAUUCUUGGUACUGACUUCCAUCCCACCAUUGUAGUGCAACUGUGAAGCGAUGCAGAUGUCCCUGAGCUUACUAAGGAAUAGAAGUGGGAACUCCUGCUUUGUCCUCUCUGCCAAACCAGAGCGCUCUUUAAAAGAUUCAGACCAAAACCAUUUCAGCCACUUUGGAUUGCUAUUUAGGAUUUGUCAUUUUCCCAAAAGUCCUACCUAAGGUAUGCCUAAAAAGGCGUACCUUUUUAUAUAUGCAGUCCUUGAACCGUCACUGAUGUCCAGCCUUGUUCUUGUGACUGUGUUUUCUCCUAACAGGUAAUUAUUCUGAAGACUUGCUUGAUGCCCGCCAAAUGCCUCUGGUGAGGUGUAUGGUUUCCUACCGCUACCCGGUUUUGUCAGGUCAUGUGUGAAUUGAUCUGCAACGUUCACAGCUGGAUAUUGGGCCCUUGUUGCUGCAGCUGUUACUUCUGUAAUGAAUUGAAUCACAGAAAACUCCUUGUAAGACAUUGCCUUAUACUGUUGGCUCUCCCUUAAUGAGCUAGUCUAUUGGGAAGUGAAUUUAGUAUUGCUGUUUAAUCAGCUUUCGCAUCAUCCUUAGAAGAUAAUCCCCCACCUGAUCAGUGUAUCGCAGAUACAGCUUUCUCCUAGACCGGUGAAGUACCUACCCUUUGUGAUACUAAAACCUGGUUUUAUUAUUCUGAGCAUGCGCAUGUGGUAUACUUGAUACAAUAAAAGAUAACAAUACUAA
Messenger RNA from Harpia harpyja (harpy eagle), 2177 nucleotides. RefSeq names its product chromosome Z C18orf32 homolog (gene CZH18orf32). The record is from RefSeq and is a predicted model, not a curated record. The transcript is spliced from 4 exons. The coding region runs from base 218 to 520 and encodes 100 amino acids. Lineage: Eukaryota; Metazoa; Chordata; Aves; Accipitriformes; Accipitridae. Gene Ontology annotation, biological process: positive regulation of canonical NF-kappaB signal transduction.